Antechinus flavipes (yellow-footed antechinus) is the source of this 957-nucleotide messenger RNA. Its product is annotated as olfactory receptor 5B2-like. The transcript has a single exon. Bases 1 to 957 code for a protein of 318 amino acids. Gene Ontology annotation, molecular function: G protein-coupled receptor activity; odorant binding; olfactory receptor activity. The record is from RefSeq and is a predicted model, not a curated record. NCBI's taxonomy places the organism in Eukaryota, Metazoa, Chordata, Mammalia, Dasyuromorphia, Dasyuridae. Gene Ontology annotation, cellular component: membrane. Gene Ontology annotation, biological process: G protein-coupled receptor signaling pathway; sensory perception of smell.
AUGGCAUCUAUGGAAAACAGAUCUGAAGUGAACGAGUUUGUCCUGCUAGGAUUAACAGAAGUUCCAGAGCUUCAGGUUCCUCUCUUCAUCAUGUUCACCUUCAUCUACCUCAUCACCUUGGUAGGGAACCUUGGAAUAGUAGUUCUGAUCUCUUGGGAUUCUCGUCUUCACACUCCCAUGUACUUUUUUCUCUGUAACCUUUCUCUGGUGGAUUUUGGCUAUUCCUCAGCUAUUACUCCCAAGGUGAUGGCUGGGCUCCUUCCAGGGGGAAAGGUCAUCUCCUACAAUGGAUGUGCUACACAGUUGUUCUUUUUUGGAGCCUUUGCUACUACUGAAAGUUUCCUCUUAGCCUCCAUGGCCUAUGAUCGCCAUGCAGCUGUAUGUAAGCCUCUACAUUAUACCACUAUCAUGACUUCAACAAUAUGUAUUUAUCUAGCCAGUGGUACAUAUAUCUGUGGCUUUGUGACAUCCUCCAUAGUCACAGGAAGCACAUUUAGCCUUUCAUUUUGUCAGUCCAACACAAUCCAUCACUUUUUUUGUGAUGUUCCCCCUCUCCUAGUUCUUUCUUGCUCCGAUAUUCACAUAAUUGAGUCAGUAAUCUUUAUCUUAGCAUCAAUCAAUGCCUUUUUCCAAAUUCUUGUCAUUUUUACUUCUUACUUGCUAAUCUUCAUCACCAUCUUGAAGAUUCGUUCUUCUGAAGGCCGCCAGAAAGCCUUCUCCACCUGUGCUUCCCAUCUCACAGCUGUGUCUAUAUUUUAUGGCACAAUCAUCUUCAUGUACCUGCAACCCAGCGCCAGCCAUUCAAUGGACUCAGACAAAGUUUGGUCAGUGUUCUACACUAUGGUCAUCCCUAUGUUGAACCCUCUGGUCUACAGUCUCAGGAACAAAGAGAUCAAGAAUGCUUUUAGGAAAGCAGUGAGGAGGCAACGAUUUCAGUUAGAUCAUCUUUUUUCUUAG